AUGCUGGUCGGCAUGUUUCCCGAGUUCGCCGAGUUCAUGGUGGAGCACGAGGAGGUGCUUCUCCACCUGACCACGAGCGGCCAGCCGAUCCCGGAGGACGCUCCCUUGCCGCCCCAGGAACAGGUGGACCUGCUGCAGCGUCGGAUACGGACGCAGAGGGAGGCCUUGCUCCAGGAGCACGGAGAGCAGCUCGACCAUCUGGACGGAUGUCAGCUCGCCGUCCUCAGCUUCAGCUGGAAAGGCCUGUCUUUCUUUCUGAGCUUCAGCGGGGUCAGCCUCGAGGGGCUGCUGGGGGUCGAGCCCCCUGUGGGCCUAGGUGCCGAACUCGCCAAGGCUGGCUUUCCAGAUCUGGUGGAGACGAUCGUAGAGUUCGCGCACUCGGCAGGAGUUCCUCGGGACGCCGCAGUCAAGCUUUGGGAGAUCAUUCAGCAGUUGUGGAACUCGGGCUUCGUGUCCAGCACACUCAAACAGGCUGUCAGUGGAAUGGGAUGGUGGGAGUGGGCUCGGACGGGCAUAACGCUGACCGCCACAGUAGGUGCGUACAUGGCAUCUGGAUCUCUUCUUCUGAUCGCCCAGAUGACCCUCACGAUCCUAUCGACCACAAGUCUCUUCAGCGCAGCCCAGGCAGCAGAGGCAUCGUGCAGGUAA
Prorocentrum cordatum is the source of this 648-nucleotide messenger RNA. The record is from the annotation of a GenBank genome assembly. Lineage: Eukaryota; Dinophyceae; Prorocentrales; Prorocentraceae.